AUGGAUGUAUACCAAAAUGCUCAAUUCCAACCAAUAACUCUUGGAUCUCUUUUGAUUGAAUUAGAUUUCAUAACCGUACAGGAUGAAUGUGUUUGUCAAUGCUAUACUUAUUCUUGUGUUACGGGUAUUUUCUUUGGAAAUAAUCAAACUUGCGUUCUCUACAGUGCAUAUCUUUGGGAAGGACAAUUGCAAUUGACAACUGACAAUCUAACCAGUGUUUUUACUUUUCCCGAUAGUAAUACAAAUAACAAUUCAAAUAAUCUACCACAAAUUAUUGAAUGGUUAUUUGAUGGAGAUUUUAACGAUGUUUAUAAUCGGUACAAUGGUAAUCCUGUUGCUAACAAUGCUAUUACAUGGAUAUCACCUGGAUAUGCUGGAUACGGUAGUGCUGUUUAUUUUCAAUCAACCAAUUAUUCUCUCGUCAAUCAUUAUCUAAACUUAACUGCCACUAGCUUCACAAUUUCUGCAUGGAUCUAUAUGCCAUUUAUUAACACAGCACCAACUUGGAGUUAUUUUUAUUUGCUUAGUCAUUGUCAGACUGUUGUUCAAGAUAAAUGUUUACAUGUAGCAGUGUCAAAGGGUAAACUACUAUUAGGUUUUUGUACAGAUGAUUUAGUUGGCAGUACAACAAUAAAUACAAAUCAAUGGUAUCAUGUGGCAUAUACAUAUAAUCGGUCGACAUCUGAGCAAAUGGUAUAUUUGAAUGGAUAUCUGGAUGGAAGUCGAGUAUCUACAGGUCCAUACAUAGGAAAUCCAAGUGUGAUGAUUAUUGGUCCUCUACCAUAUAUGUCAUGGGUGACAGAUAACAAUGGUUAUAUUGACAAAAUAAUAUUUGUUCCACGUAUCAAGAGUACUGACGCACUUCUUACCGAAGCCACUCUUGUUGCUUAUUAUCCAUUCGACAAUACAUAUCUUGAUGCGGGUCCUAAUCAGAUCAAUAAUCUUACUACUAUCAAUACAAUUUUCAACUCUAAUGGUCGAUUCAAUCAGGCAUUAGUGAUCAACUCAACAAAUUCAUCUUAUUUGCAAACAACAGGUUUUUAUUAUCUUGGAAAAUCAAACUAUACAUACUCAUUUUCAAUAUGGAUUUGUCCAUUCACAAAUAAUGGCACUAUCCUUCAGGUGAGUUCACCGAGUGGUUGGUGUGUACCAAUGAUUGGUUUUGAUACUAUGGGAUAUUUAACAAUUCAAACAUUAGGUGAAAGUGGCUUCUAUUCCACUUCCUUCAAUAACAAAACGUUACCAUUAAAUGUUUGGAGUCAUAUCAGUAUGACGUAUUCUAUUUCAAAUGGUAUUCGACUAUUCGUCAAUGGAUCAUUGGUGAAUAAGAAUAAUUUAGUAUUUGACUAUUUAGCAAGUGAUGAAAUGACUACAAUAACAAUAGGAACUUGUCUUCAGCCGAAUCAGUGCGGUAUUAAUGCAACAACGAUUGUUUUAUCUCAAUUUCAAGGCCAAAUUGAUGAGCUGAAAAUCUUUGCCCGAGAGCUGACAAACUAUGAAAUUCAUGCAUUGGCAUCUGAAUAA
Adineta steineri is the source of this 1524-nucleotide messenger RNA. NCBI's taxonomy places the organism in Eukaryota, Metazoa, Rotifera, Eurotatoria, Adinetida, Adinetidae. The record is from the annotation of a GenBank genome assembly.